AUGGAUUUAAAAAACUCAACUCACCAUAUUGACAGAGUUGUGCAACCCCCACAAGAAGUUGCGAAAAAUAGGUUGAGCCUUACAACCACAAUAGAGGCCAUUAGGUAUCUAGCAAAUCAAGGAAUGACUUUUAGAGGUGAUGAUGAAUCUCAUGACUUCUCUAAUCGGGGUAAUUUUAUUGAGUUGGUAAAGGCUUUUGCAAGAAUGAACGAGGAAGUUGAAAAAGUUGUGUUACAAAAUGCUCCUCUAAAUGCCCAAUAUAUUUCACAUAAGAUACAAAAGGAGAUCUUAAAUAUCUAUGCUAACAAAGUGAGGAAGAUGAUACGUGAUGAAAUUGGGGAAGAUGAGAAAUUUUGUAUUCUCGUUGAUGAAGCACUUGACGAUUCUAAGAAGGAACAAAUGACUAUUAUCAUAAGGUUUGUUAGUUGUGAUGGGCAUAUUCAAGAAAGGUUUUUUGAUAUUGUGAGUGUUCAUGACACAAAUUCCUCAACUCUUAAAAGUGAUAUUUGUAAGGUGUUUAGUAAGCAUAGUCUUUUAGUAAGCAAUAUGCAUAGUCAAGGAUAUGAUGGUGCUAGCAAUAUGCGUGGUGAAUGGAGUGGCUUACAAGCAUUAUUUCUCAAUGAUUGUCCAUAUGCAUAUUAUAUUCAUUGCUUUGCUUAUCGCUUUCAAUUAGCUUUAAAUGUUGCUGCUAAAGAGGUAGGACUUGUUUGGAGAUUUUUUUCAAUGUUGAAUAACAUUGUGAAUUUUGUUGGUGCUUCUGCCAAACGCCAUUCUAAGUUAAAAUUAACCCGACAAGUUGAAAUUGAAGACUUAUUAGCAGCUGGAAGACUUGGAAUAGGUAAAGGGGCUAAUCAAAUUCGAUGUCUGCAACGACCUAGAACUACUCGUUGGGGCUCACAUUUUAGUUCUAUUAAGAGUUUGAUUGAUUUAUUUGGUGCAACCAAGACACUUCUAAAGGAUAUCAAUCAUAAUGGACCUACCUCACAAUUUCGUGGGGAAGCAGAAUGUAUUAAAGUUUCUAUGUUGUCUUUUGACUUUGUCUUUGCCUUGAAUUUGUUGGACAAAACUAUGAGAUUCACUGAUUUUCUUUGUCAAGAACUUCAAAGAAAAUCUCUCUGGACAUUGUAA
Messenger RNA from Prunus mume (Japanese apricot), 1128 nucleotides. Lineage: Eukaryota; Viridiplantae; Streptophyta; Magnoliopsida; Rosales; Rosaceae. The record is from RefSeq and is a predicted model, not a curated record.